Messenger RNA from Zasmidium cellare ATCC 36951, 834 nucleotides. RefSeq lists its product as uncharacterized. The transcript is spliced from 2 exons. NCBI's taxonomy places the organism in Eukaryota, Fungi, Ascomycota, Dothideomycetes, Mycosphaerellales, Mycosphaerellaceae. Bases 1 to 834 code for a protein of 277 amino acids. The record is from RefSeq and is a predicted model, not a curated record.
AUGUGCGUCAGCAAUACUCACCUGGCAGAGUGCAUGUCCUUCGGCCCUGCCAGCAUACACCUUGUUAGAUCUUACAGCCUCUUUGACCAACCAGGCGGAUACCGCUCCGAGGGUCUGCGACGUGGCAAAGAGCUCAUUGAAGGCGAGAGGAUGGGGAGGACUCUCAGCUUUGCAGCUUUGAGUGAUUCCACGUCGGUGCGUAGAGAGGCGUCUCUUCUGCUCGCGAGUCUUGCUCCGUACUGCCGCCACCUCCUCGAAUUGGCUAUCCUCGGUCAAUUGCGAUUUGGUGCUCGUGCCGCUGGCUUGUCCUUCAUGAGUUGUGUCCCGUUCUUCCUUUGGGUGCACUUUCUCUGCCACAAGCGCUCCAUUCGAAGCUGUUUCCAGCGACAACUCGCCGUGUCGCAUCGAAGUUUGAAUAGACUGGGGCUCCGACGAGGGCAUGAUGCAACGUGCAGGCAUGAAAGAUGCCCCGCGGCAGAUUCGUCUGUGCAAAUGGAUAUUGUGAUGUCGUGUCUGGUGGGAGCAGAUGGCCACGGUGCCGCCUUCUACUUGGUCUGCGGCCGUCAGAAGGAGCAGAUGUGCGGAGGCUUGCACCUCUCCCACGCGCGAGGAUUUGCAGAAAUCUACCAGCCACACGUAUACACCACAGCGAUCAUCACCAAAGACUGGAAUGACAGCCUGCAGCAGCAGCGAUUUGUGACGUUGCGCCACCAAAUGUGCGAUUCGAGCGAGGGGAGCGACACGCUGCGGCGGCGACUCAUCGCAAGACGAGGGCGAGACAAGCGACAGCAGCGAGAGGCCAUAGGGAUGGAGGCGCAGGGUGAGCGGAGGUGA